Messenger RNA from Scophthalmus maximus (turbot), 2868 nucleotides. It is a transcript of the gene tgfb5, whose product is annotated as transforming growth factor, beta 5. Gene Ontology annotation, cellular component: extracellular region. Gene Ontology annotation, biological process: SMAD protein signal transduction; regulation of cell population proliferation; BMP signaling pathway. Gene Ontology annotation, molecular function: cytokine activity; type II transforming growth factor beta receptor binding; type III transforming growth factor beta receptor binding. The record is from RefSeq and is a predicted model, not a curated record. NCBI's taxonomy places the organism in Eukaryota, Metazoa, Chordata, Actinopteri, Pleuronectiformes, Scophthalmidae. Bases 1245 to 2507 code for a protein of 420 amino acids. The transcript has 7 exons.
CCCACCUCCACCACCACCUCUCUCCACAUCUCUCCACAUCCAGUCCCUCCCUCCCAGACUCCCUGUGUCUGGGGCUCUGUGUGGAUCUGCACAAUAAUGGAGUCCCAUCACUCAGCAGCGCUCGGUGUCUUCAGUGGAGCGUUCGUCCCAGCAGACAUCACACUGGAGCUCGUUUAAACUGGGGAUUUGUAAUUUACUGUCCACUUUGCUCUUUUUAAAAAGAAAAAAAUACUCACAGCAUAAGGACUUCUUUCAUAUGCCUUUUUUUCUGCGUCAUGACUUUUUCCGUAGUCUUGUGUUUGUGUGAGGGGGAUUAACAGGCCCACCGUGGUCUCCAACAUAAAUCAACACUUUUUUUUCUCCCCUACGUUUGGGUGCAGGCUGCUUCUCUGUUUAUCUAUAUCAGGGGAUGGGAGGAUCUCAGUGGGGUUUAAAGAAGGCUGUGACUAGAGUUUCUGGGAGCGGGUAUGGGCCGGUUGUCUGCUCCACAGAUGGUUCUCCCGGAGGUGAACGCACAGGAGUGCUGCUGCUGCAGAUGAAGUGGGCAGCUCGCGUUUUCGCUCGGAGGGUUCGCGACAUGGGCUGAGCUCCUGCGACGAGCACUCUUUUCUCCUGAAAGCUGUUGAGUCUUUCGACGAUGGACGACGGAGACGGAUAAAAAAACCCAAACGCAAAUCAACUCAUCGGACACAUCGCUUCACCUUUACACGCGGAAACUGCGCACGCAGCACCGGCACGAGACCGCUCCGCAGCGCCGAGCGCACCAGGCUGCAGCCGAGCGCACCAGGCCAACCCAGGCUCCAGCAUCGGACGAUUCUACAGCGGAGUUUGGUCGUUGUGUGAUGAUAUUAGAGAUUUAGAGGCAGUUUUGUCUCCCAAGUACUAGUUUCAUAUAAAUAUUUCCCCUUUAGAUUUAUUAACUGAAACGACUGAAAAUAAUUGACAAUGCGCCGUUUUGUGCCUGGUGUUAAAAUAGAAAGGCGCGUGUAUGAACAAUGUUAUAAAAUUACCAUAGAAGAAUAAGAGUGAAGUCAGCAGAUGUGGAUUUUUUUUUUGUUGCUUUGACAAAAAUGCCCUCUUCGAACUGGAUGUAUGGAUUUAUUUUUUUUUCUGGCUUGGGUUGAACGUUCCGGUUUCAAAUGUUGAAUCACUUUACGCACGUCCGCGGUGCUCGGCUUUGAGGCUUCGCCCGUUCCCAGUGCACCACCGUGAGCCUCUGCCUCCUCCCGCCUCCUCGCCGGACAAUGUGGCUCCCACGCCUCGCGCUGCUGCUGCUGCUCCGGUUCUCCGGCGUGUCGCCGGUGGACGGGUUCAACACGUGUCAGUCCAUCAACCUGGACGCGCAGAAGUCCCGGCGCAUCGAGGCCGUCCGCGGACAGAUCCUCAGCAAGCUCCGCAUCCGCAGCCCGCCGCCGGACGAGGACGAGGAGCCGCAGCCGGGCCCCGUGGCCCCGGAGGUCAUGCUGCUGUACAACAGCACGCGAGAACUGCUGAAGGAGCGCGCGCGUCUGGCCGAGUCCGCGUGCGAGCGCGAGAGCAGCGAGGAGGACUACUACGCCAAAGAGGUGCAGAGGAUCGACAUGCUGCCCCCCCGGACCAACACAAAUGCAGUGCAGCCAGCAGCGCCCAACCCCCACUACAGAGUGGUCCACUUCGACGUCAGCGGAGUGGACCUGACCAACAGCACCCUGGUCAUGGCUGAGUUCAGGAUCUUCAGAGCUCCCAACCCGCAGGCCCGGGCCUCACAGCAGAGGGUGGAGAUCUUUCAGCUGCUGAAGCCAGACGAAGAUAGCACCUCCACUCAACGUUACAUUGACUCCCGCACCGUUCAGCCGAGGGCUAAGGGAUCCUGGAUCUCUGUGGAUGUCACGGAAACCAUUAAGGACUGGGUGUCAGAUCCAGAGAAUAAUCUUGGCCUGAAGCUUGGUGUCCACUGUCCCUGCUGCACCUUCGUCCCAUCCACCAACAACAUCGUUCCCAACAAGAGUGAGGAGUUGGAGGCUCUGUUUGCUGGUUUGGACGACGAGCAGCUUCGUCAGAUGAGAAAACCCGGUCAGGUCAAAGGUCAGGGGGACUUCAGCUCCAAGACGCCGCACCUCAUCCUCACCCUGCUGCCCAGCGACAGAGUUGACAACCCGACCAAGAAGAACCGCAAGAGGAGGGCGGCCGCCACAGACACUACAACCUGCUCCCGUGGCUCAGACCAGGGCUGCUGCUUGCGCUCGCUCUACAUCGACUUCAGGCGUGACCUCAACUGGAAGUGGAUCCAUGAGCCCAAAGGUUACAAAGCUAACUUCUGUGCCGGCAACUGUCCUUACCUCUGGAGUGCCAACAACCACUACAACAUGAUUCUGCCCCUGUACAACAAGCUGAACCCCGAGGCCUCCGCCUCGCCCUGCUGCGUUCCUCAGGACCUGGAGCCCCUCACCAUCAUGUACUUCAUAGGGCGCACACCUCGCGUUGAGCAGCUCUCCAACAUGGUCGUCAAAUCCUGCAAGUGCCGCUGAGGGAGGCGAGCUCAGAGGAAGAGGUCAGAGAGGAGAAGAAUGAUUACAGGACUCAAAGUACCAACUGCUUUGCUCAGGGGGAAAUCAAAAAACAAACGAGGACAGGCGAAUGAAUCCUGUGUUCAUUAAUCUUCGUGGUGUGGUCGCCUUUAGCAGAUUCUUCAGAUGUUUUUUUGUUGUUGUUUUUUUUUACUCUGUAUGACUCAAAUAUCCGGAUUUGGUCCCAUUCUUUUCACGCAUAAACACUUGUCAACAUUUUUAUUCAUUCUCUGACACUUUUCAUCUGAUAUAGGACACUGUAAAUAUGACACAUAGCUGUAUUAAACCUGUACCUGGAUAUUAAAAACAGGGUGUUGUGUGA